CUCCGGCGGCUGGUUCAGCGCUGUCUAGUCGAGCCUGUCAACAACACUGCAACCUGAGACGGGAUAGCCAGUUGGCUAGCUAAGUAAACCAGCUAAGUUAGCUAGUCUGCUAGCCCCUAUUUCAACCAACUGUUGCCACUCGUAAUUAUCCGGUUUAGUAAACGGAAUAUUUUGUGUUUGGAAUUCUUUCGUCAAGACAAGAGACAAAACUGUUUUUCCCGUUUGGUUAUUUCACCUCCUUCCUCUUGUGAUAUGACAUCGCUGCUUGGUUAUAACAAAAACCACCAAAAACCCUCGGCCGACGGUUGACAUCUGGACAGGUCUUUUUUAAGAUCAUGGCUGCUCAGGUGGAGGUCCAGGCUACGGAGGUAGGGAGGACAGUGACAGGAGGACGACUUCACCUGAGUCCAUUGACUGACUCCAGCAAUAAGAGCCUCAUUGAGAUCUCCUCCAUGAACCAGUCUCAUAUCAUCAGUUCUGAACCCAACAAACCUGUCCCAGGUCCCAAACCACGGCUCACUCCCAAACCUUUUGCUGUAGAGAAAAACCCCACUAUAAAGCCCAUACUUGCUCCUAAGCCCCAUCCCAAGCCCCGACCAGAGUCCACCCGUCUUGCAGGAUACAAACCAGAUCUUCCAUCCAGUCCAAAACCACAGCAACCAGUUGGCACUACCAAACCCAGGCCCAUCUCAACCAACCCCAGCCGUCCUGCCCCUACGUCCUUUAUAACAUCUACCAAGUUGAAUGCAGGGCAGUCAGUCAAGCCAGUUGCCCAGCCUUUUAAACCAGCUCCUCCUCUUGAUGUUGGAGACCCCACUAAGCCCAUUCCACUUGUGCCAGCAGAGAAGCAGAAACCUGGUGCUUCAAGCUUGUCCUAUUCAAAGAGCCUUAAAAGACUCCCAGCAGCAGAGUGGUCUGGAACCACUAAAAAGGAUGAGGAGAAGGACCCGGUGUCUCCCAGUAAAGUUGGACCCUCAAUGACCAGAGCUAAGUCCAUGGGAUUUCUUGCGCAAAUAGGGCAAGAGGAGGAAAGAGAAGAAAAACCUAAACCUGCUGCUGUGCCACUGCGGCCUCAGCCUAGAGGCGGCAGGCCCAGACCUGUAUCAGCUAUUUUCCCUGGCAGCCCAGUUAAAGCAGAAUCACCAGUUUCUGCACCUAGCAGGGUUGAGAGACGGCCUCUUUCAGCAGAUCUCACAGCCAGGUUUGAAUCUAUUGGUCUUUCUCUGCACCGUAAAUCUCCCAAGGUAAACCUUAAGGAAAACACUCCAGAGGCAAAGGUGCAACCACAGAAGAGAGAGCAAGAGAAACCUCUGAGUUCAACCCCACAAAGUGCAGAUGUUGGCGCUAAAGCUGCUGUUCCAGACCAAAGCAAUAAAACCACAGAAGAAACAUCUGUGAAAGAGACUGAUGAAGAAAAGCGAGGAGCUAGGAUCAAAUCACGAAUCAGUCUUCUUCUUGAUUCAUCUUUCUCUGCUGUGGCACCUGCCCCAGGCCAAGGGUCAGAUGUCCACUCACCUGUGCAGCCACCCACUGAAACUGAACCAGCAGUGGGUGUCAAACAACUCAUCAAGCAGCUGACGGUAGACACAACGCCAACACAGAGUCCAGCUGUGAAACCAGUGCUGAAACCCCGCCCCCUGCCCCUUGACCUGACAAAAAGGUUUUCAUCUGAGAGGUCAUCAGACCUUGGCAGUGUUUCCCUCAGUGAGACAACAGAUCGCCAUGAGAUCAGCAAAGGUCCCCAAAAGAGGAUUGAGGAGUCUGUGGUCACCCCUAGUGAUAUGAAGAUGAUUAUGGAUUUGCAAGAUUCCCAGAAGCAGAUAAGAAAACCCUCCAUGCCUGAAGGGCCUGAUUUGUCAAUUGGCACUACUUCCAAAGAAAGCAAUUCAAGCAGUGAAGUGCAGACCGUUAGAGCAUCUUUGUUUGAAAAUGUCGUGGAGAAAUACAGUGUUCUAAUGGUGGAUGACAAUAAAUAUGAAAAUAAGGCUAGUGACUCACCCAGCAGCCCAUUACCUAAAAAAAUGGAUGAUGAGGGAAAACUUGUCACUGCUACUUAUAAGGAACCUCCAUCUCCAUCAAGUCCUGUGCGUGUUUUACAUGCAUUUGACACUGUUCAUUCAGUGGAAGAGAACAGGGCAGUAAGUGAGAACGUACCCCCUGCUCAGUGGGAAGAUAAGGCCAUGACCCUUCGUUCCAGACGCUCAGAAGGGAGCAAGCCAGCAGUGGAGAGAACUGAUUCAGCAGCGCAAGGAGAACCCGUAGUGACUGCGAUGCCAGAACAGCAGCCUCGGUACCUUAGAGUAGGUGCUUUGCCGAAAUGGACCACUGCAGAUGUCAGUCAGGAGGCAGGGUUGGAGAAAGGGAUGAUGAAGGGAACACAAAGGGAAGGACGAAACAAAAACAGCCAGAGAGAAGCAGAUCAGGAGGAUGUAUAUGCAUCUGAUAAACACUUGAAAAUGCUACAGGCUGAAGAACAGCUGAAACCCAGGGCAACCUACUUUGCUUUGACUGGACAAAUGCAAGAGACACCUUCUCUUGCGGAUUCAGGAACAGCUGUGGGGGACAUGACUGUUCCUUUUGAUGAUUCUUCUUCACAGUGGGGCUCCCAGGUGAAGGUUUUACCCUUGAGAAGGAAUCCAUCAUUGAAUGAAGCUUUUUCAAAGCCCUUUGAAAGUCCAGACCAAGUUGAGAAGAUAAUGAGAGGCAGAGCGACAUAUGAUGGACAGACAGCAGAGGAAAUCAUGGAAGGUGAAAAGAAACGAGAACCUGUAAAGGAGAUGGAAAGACACAAAGGACAAUUAAAAGAGCUUGACAGGGAAACACAAAGGCAACUUGAAAUGGAGAAACAAGCGCUUUUACAAUUUGUACAGAUGAAGGAAAGGGAUCUGCAGAGAGAUUUUGAAAGACAAAGACAGAGGGCUUUUGAGAAGGAGAAGCAAGAGUUUGAGGAGAAACAGCGAGCACUAGAAAUGCAGAAACAAAUAGAGCUUGAAAAACAAAAAAUCCAAGAAUAUGAGAGAGAGAAACAAAGAGAAUUGGAAAGGGAGAGACAGAGGCAACUUGAGAAAGAAAGACGCAGAGAAUUAGAAAGGCAGAAACAGCGAGAGCUGGAAAAGGAGAGACAGCGUGAACUGGAGAGGCAAAAGAAGAGGGAGGAAGAGAGGCAGAAAGAGCUGGAAAAGGAGAGACAACGUGAACUGGAGAGGCAAAAGAAGAGGGAGGAAGAGAGGCAGAGAGAGCUAGAAAAGGAGAGGCAAAAGAAGAGGGAGGAAGAGAGGCAGAAAGAGCUGGAAAAGGAGAGACAACGUGAACUGGAGAGGCAAAAGAAGAGGGAGGAAGAGAGGCAGAGAGAGCUAGAAAAGGAGAGGCAAAAGAAGAGGGAGGAAGAGAGGCAGAAAGAGCUGGAAAAGGAGAGACAACGUGAAUUGGAGAGGCAAAGGCAGAAGGAGGAAGAGAGGCAAAAAGAACUGGACAAGGAGAGGAAAUUGCUGGAAUUGCAAAGGGAAAAACAGAGAAUAGAGGAGAUGGAGAGAAUUAAAGAGCUGGAGAGGAAGCAGCUCAUAGAGUUUCAGAAAAUGAAACAGAAAGAAAAGGAGCGGCAGCAGAUCCUGGAGCUGGAGAAGCAGAGACUUAGAGAAAAGAUGGAGAGAGAGGAGGCAGAGAAAAUGAAACAGAUGGCCUUAGAACAUGAAAUGUUAAGACUCAGAGAGCUUGAGAAAGAAAGGGAAAAACAAAAGGAGAUAGAAAAGCAGAGGGAGUUGGAGCAACAGAGACAAAAGGAGAGGGAGCGUCUAAAAGAGAUUGAAAGGGAAAAGCAGAGAGAAAUGGAACAACAGAGACAAAGAGAUUUAGAAAGAGAAAGACAGAAACAAUUAGACUUAGAAAACCAGAGGUUGAAACACCAAGAGCUAGAAAAGGAAAGGCAGAGGAAGGAGGAUUUGGAGAGAAUUAAAGAGAUGGAAAGAAGGCAGCUCUUGGAAUUAGAGAGACAAAAGCAGGCAGAAAGAGAAAGACAACAAAUUUUGGAGCUGGAAAAACGCAGAUUGAGGGAGAAGAUGGAAAGGGAGGAAGCAGAAAAGAUGAGACACAUUGCCAAGCAACAGGAAGCCGAGAGACAGCGCCUGAAAGAGAAACAGAAGAAAGAGGAACAGGAGAGAGUGAGGCUGGAGACGUCAUCUCUCAGACCUAAAGUGGUGGAUCUGGACUCUGUUCUUCGCGUUGACCCAUGUUCCAAGGCUGCCUCUCAACGUGGUGACCCUUCCACACGAUGGAAGGAGCCGUCGGCAAAAGCAGAGCAGCCAUACAGACCUGGUGUCCUUGACCUAGACUCUUUCACAUCUCAGACUCAGCUUUCUCCAGCUAGAGACUUGUUUCCUGUUUCUGGUAUUCAGGGAAUAGAGGCUGUGACUGGGGCAAGAGCACAGGUGCCAUCACAGACCUCAGUAGGCUUCUCAAGCCCUGUGUGGACAAUGUCUCCACAGGAUCCAUGGGAGCUUCGGCAAGUUGAAAUGUCUGUGGACAAACCUGAGCAAACCAGGAAAAAUGCAGGCAAACCUAGCCCUGAACAGCUCCUCCUCAAGCAGGAGGAACGGCACCAGUCUGCACACAAGCGCUGGUCUGGUCUGCUUGAUGAGCCUCUUCACUUGGCUCUGAUUCCUGGGCUGGAGGCCAAAACUUAUAACUCUCCUGCAGGAGUCUCCAGCAGCUUUUCUGCAGAGCAGAUCUGGCUUCCCAGAGAGCCACAGCCUCAAGAGAGCAGGGGAGAUGCCCAGAGCCAUCGGAGAUCACAGGGAUCACAGGAGCUGAACAGGAUGCGAUCUCGCAGUGUCUCACGGCGGUCAGCCCCUUCAAGCAGCGCUAUAGAGGGAAGCCUCUCCAGGGUGAGGAGUCGUAGUGCCCACAGAGAGCAGAGUCGACACAGUUGGGUGCAGCAGAAGCCAAGUGUCAGCGGUGAAGAUGAGGGGAAGGACUCAGAGACACCAGUUCAUGAGACUGACAGCCAGUACGGGACGUGGGAGACGGGGCUCCGUACUGAUGACAGCCUGACACCUGCCACUCCCAGCUCUGAAAGUAAUCUCAGCCCUUCACCUCGGAAACCCACUCCUCCCCACACGCCUGGUGAACAUACCUCAUUGUUGGACCCUGACACUGUGGAUGCUGUCCCUUCUUCAUCCUCAUCGGAGAGCCAGCCGCUGUCCUUCCCUGAUGCUCCGACCACUCUCCUCGACACCAGUGCACUGCGCUCCAGAGCCCAACUGGGAAAGAAACGAGCCCCUCGGACACGACCCACCAGAGCUGCCCGACAGAACGCCGCCCAGGCUGCACUGGCCGACAGAGAGGAAGAAUCAGCUGAGGACUGGCUUUACCGAGACUCUACAGAAGAGAAGGCUGAGUCUAAAAACGAUGACUCAGGCUCCGCAGACCAGGCCAAAGGAGCUGAUGCCAGUCCUGCUGUGGCCUCUCAGCCUCAGAGGGUCGCUCUGUUCCCUGGGAUGGACCCCUCAGCUUUAAAAGCUCAGCUCAAGAAGAGGAGUGACUCUGACAAUCAGACGGAUGCGCCUGCCCCCUCUCCCUCCCAGAUCUCUCGCUCUCCCAAGUCACCCUUCCUUCCACGGGCAGCACGUGUACUGCCCCCACCUGGUGGAAAAGAGAAUGGCGAGGAGGACUCACCCCAGUGGCUGAAGGAGCUGAAAUCCAAGAAGCGCUUGAGUCAGUAUGAAAACGAAAGCUAAGAAAUAUUUAGGAUGCCUUAACAGAUGAAUCUAUAUGAAACAGAAGCCUUAAUGUAUGACCCAGAGUGCAGGAGUGGUGAAUCUACUGCUGCUGAUGUAUUUUCAUUUUGUUUUACGCUCUCUUCCCAUCUGGGUCAAUAAAUGUGCAUGGUGCCUUUUUUAUUGAAAUAGAAAAAAAGCAACAGGAAAAAAGUCAUCAGGCUGCUCUGCUUAUCCAUUUUAUGCUUCAGUCUGUGGAAGCUCCUCCAUACCAGAAGGGACUGGACAUGAACACUAAUACAGGGACCAGGAAAACUGAGCAAAAGGAGAAUUGUUUCCUGUCAGGCUGCACUUCAGGAAAUGGUUAAUUUGUGGGACCAUCGCACCUUUUUACGGGACGUGUUUCAUCAUGUACUGGUAAACAAUCCAGCCAGUUCUCCAAAAGAUGCAUUUAGUUUCCGUACUUGAUGUGUACGUUCAAGUUGUUCAUAUAUGUAUGUCAUCUGUCUUAGGAGGUUGUUGGAGGGAGUCACAAGCAUUGCCAUAGGAUAACAUUUCAGAGGCUAAUGAUUGUCCUUCUUGAACAUAGUGAACAAAUCCCUGCUGAUGUGAUUGUCAGUAGGGAGUGUAUAUUAUGUUAGUAACUGUAAUCAGGAGAUGUUAUAUUUGUAUCAUUGAUUUAACAAAGACAGAGCUAGUUUUGAAAAAACUAAGAUGCAUCAGUACAAUAGAGGCUCCAAAGCCUUUUACUUUGAUACACUCCACACCCUAACAGUGUCACAAUUUGCUGCAUACUGUGUAAUUUUUGUGUAAAAAUAAAUUUGUGGUUGUUAAAGAGGGAUGGGAGACUUUUGGCCAAGUGACUCUGCAUCUUCCAAUCAUGCACACUCCUUAUCAGCACAAACACGCUCUUCAGACUUUAAUGAAAUCAGCCUGUCGUCUUCUUAGCUUGAAUGAAUGUAGCUAUAAGCAUCCAUAUAAGCCAUACACUCACCUCAUACCCUUCACACUCCACAAUCAUGUCUGGAUAAUGUAUGUUUUUCUCCAACAAAUGUGCAAUUAUGCGGCUGUUUUGUCCUCAUGUGCAUGCACAAUCUUUGCUUUUGAAUCAGGCUUUGCUCAAAUCACAGGCCCAGAGUGACGGGGUGUUGGCAACACAACUGGAGUGGAAUGACAGUUUGUACAGUCCAUGUCUGAAUGAGUCGGACCACACUCACAAACCUUCACAUCGCUCCGUGUGUAUUAAAAAAUUGUACCUACUUUUUUGAGCUUGACUGUAAUCUUCCUCUUGAUGUUCGCCAUCCACCUGUUUGCUCUGCGCUUCUAUUCUAUAAAGCACUUUGUCACUUGAUGCACUACAGCACUGAUCUGCCCCCUCUUGUCGGCCAUGUCUUGUCUCCUGUAUUUGGGUGAAGUCAUUUGAAUGCUUGUGCAAUGCAACUGGAUGUGUUGCUUUGAGUCGUUGGAGUGAGUCUCCCUGGUUUCUGUGUACAUUAUGUUUUACUUUGUUAUAAAUUUGAGGGUUUAUUUUUUAUGUCUUUCUUUGUCCUUUUUUAUUUGAAAGUAAAGAUGUAUAUUGCACUGUGUUGUUCUGGCCAGUGUCUUAAAGUGAAUACAUUCUUAAUAAAAUUUACUUGACAUGA
Sphaeramia orbicularis (orbiculate cardinalfish) is the source of this 7354-nucleotide messenger RNA. Its product is annotated as trichohyalin. The transcript is spliced from 14 exons. The record is from RefSeq and is a predicted model, not a curated record. The coding region runs from base 336 to 5732 and encodes 1798 amino acids. NCBI's taxonomy places the organism in Eukaryota, Metazoa, Chordata, Actinopteri, Kurtiformes, Apogonidae.